AUCUCUCAACUCUCGCGAUAUUUGUUGCGCGUGCGCUGUGUCGCGCACGGAGGAGCUGAGUUGGAGGAUCAUGGCGGAUCGCAGGAGGCACAAGAAGAGGGUUCAGGAGGUCAGCGAGCCCUCCAAGGAGGAAAAGGCGGUGGCCAAGUACCUUCGCUUCAACUGUCCCACCAAGUCCACCAACAUGAUGGGCCACAGAGUCGACUACUUCAUAGCCUCCAAAGCGGUAGACUGUCUGCUGGACUCCAAGUGGGCCAAAGCCAAGAAGGGGGAGGAGGCGCUCUUCACCACCAGGGAGUCGGUGGUGAAUUACUGCAACAGACUUUUGAAGAUGCAGUUCUUCCACCGAGCUUUGAAAGUCAUGAAGAAAAAGACAGAGAAAGACGUCAAGAAGGAGAAGGAGAAGACCAAGAGCGACAGCGGCAAGGAGGAGGAGAAGAAGGGGAAGAAGGAGAAAGAGAAGAAGAAGGAGACAAAAGCAGCUGAAACCAAGAAGGAGAAAAGUGAUGACAGUCCAGGAACGCCCAAGAAGAAGAAGGAGGUGAAGAAGAAGUUUAAACUGGAGCUGCACGAAGAUCAGCUGUUUCUGGACGGAAAUGAGGUGUAUGUGUGGAUCUACGACCCGGUUCACUUCAAGACCUUCGCCAUGGGCCUGAUCCUGGUGAUCGCGGUGAUCGCCGCCACGCUUUUCCCGCUGUGGCCGGCAGAGAUGCGGGUGGGGGUGUACUACCUGAGCGUCGCCGCCGGCUGCUUCGUGGCGAGCAUCCUGCUGCUGGCUGUCGCCCGCUGCAUCCUCUUCCUCAUCAUCUGGCUGGUGACCGGCGGGCGCCACCACUUCUGGUUCCUCCCCAACCUGACGGCGGACGUGGGUUUCAUCGACUCGUUCCGGCCGCUCUACACCCACGAGUACAAAGGGCCGCGGCCUAAAGACAAGAAGGGCUCGGACAAAACGGACGAAAAGAGCGGCGCCGCCUCCACCAAAGCUCAGAGGUCAGACAGCGAGGAGAAGUCAGACAGCGAGAAGAAGGAUGCCGACGAUGAAGACGAGGAAGACGAAGAGGAGGAGAGUAAAGACGUGGGUCAAAAGGAGAGCAAAGAGGCGGAGGGGGGCGAGGAGGAGGCGGAGCGUCACUCCGACACAGACAGCGACCGGCGGGAGGACGAAGGCUCCCAACACAGCAACGGAAACGACUUUGAGAUGAUCACCAGGGAGGAGCUGGAGCAGCACACAGAGGAGGAGGAGGAGGAAGAGGAAGAGGAAGAGGAGGAGGAGGCUCCUGUCAGGAAAGAAGAGACUAAACCCUAGACUGCAGAAACAUAAACUUGUUCAGAUUCCAUCACUCUCUUCUUUCCUUCCUCCUGCUGUGACACCAGGACGUGUUAGUGUGGUUCUGAGUCUGCAGAGGCUCCGCCCCCUUUUCAAGAUCUUCCACUAAACUAUUCUGGAAUGGAAAACGAUGAAAGACUAACGGCAAUAAAAGUGUCUCAGAAAGAAG
Molecule: messenger RNA, 1496 nt
Organism: Oryzias latipes (Japanese medaka)
Lineage: Eukaryota; Metazoa; Chordata; Actinopteri; Beloniformes; Adrianichthyidae
Gene: sec62
Product: SEC62 homolog, preprotein translocation factor
Biological process (GO): post-translational protein targeting to membrane, translocation
Cellular component (GO): endoplasmic reticulum; endoplasmic reticulum membrane
Source: RefSeq, a predicted model, not a curated record